This is a messenger RNA of Laetiporus sulphureus 93-53, 923 nucleotides long. RefSeq lists its product as uncharacterized. Lineage: Eukaryota; Fungi; Basidiomycota; Agaricomycetes; Polyporales; Laetiporaceae. Bases 392 to 919 code for a protein of 175 amino acids. The record is from RefSeq and is a predicted model, not a curated record. The transcript has 3 exons.
CGCGAUUGAACAGAUAUACUGUAUCCUGAGCUGUUGUACACAUUAUAUGCGAUGUAGUGUAGUGGACCCUUUAUAACCAAUUAUUACUUCAAGACGAGCUAUCGUCGAUCCCACAGCGUUUCACAAGCUGGGACAUGUUUCAGCAAGCGCAGCUUUGGAUACCUCGUCGCGCUUACCUGGUGCCUCUUCAGUGCGUCCUUUCUCGUGAACGUCUUGCCACAGCCGCCAUUGCAGAGGAAUGGCUUUUCGCCGGUGUGCGUAUCUCUGUGCCUCUUGAGAUCGUGCUGCCUGUUGAAGGACAGGGCGCACAUGUCGCAGGAGAACGGCCGUUGUGGCGAUGCCGGAUAUUGUAUGAGCGUGUCGUGUUGCGUGAAACCCGCAGGGACGGGGUAUGGCCCUCCGACUAAAUCUGAUGGCGCAGAUGAAUGACGGGGCGGUGACGCUGGUGUACCAUAAGGAGUGGUCAGACCGUGAGAGUGUGUCUGGGCGUGCAGAUACGAAGGGGCCCGUGUGGUCAUCGCCGCCUGCGCUAUCGGCAUGCCGUGUGCUAGUUGCUGAUUCACGGGGGCCGAUGGUCUGUCGCUCCUACUGCUACGUGCGUGAGACGGAUCUUGGUUUGCGAGUUGGUAACCAGGCUGGUUGGUCAUUUGAUACGUGUGGCCAAUUGAAUGGUCGUAGGAGACUGAGCUCGAAUGAGUGGGAGGGUACGGUGCAGCAUAGGAGGAAGAGGAAUAGUUGUUCGGGGAUGCAGCAUGUCCGAGGUGGUACUGGCCAGGUUCGUUCCAGCGUGCGCCACCGUACGAGGCGUCACCUGCCAGUGGAUAUUGCCGCUGGACGCAAUAGCGCGCUCCAGGCACAAUCGCACUGCCACGAAGCCAAUAGGUAUGACGGGGCUCCAAGGCUUCGCAAUGGAGACUAAACAA